Ictalurus punctatus (channel catfish) is the source of this 2347-nucleotide messenger RNA. It is a transcript of the gene osm, whose product is annotated as oncostatin M. Lineage: Eukaryota; Metazoa; Chordata; Actinopteri; Siluriformes; Ictaluridae. The transcript has 3 exons. The record is from RefSeq and is a predicted model, not a curated record. The coding region runs from base 696 to 1223 and encodes 175 amino acids.
GAGCCUGGAGGUGUGAGACGAACAUGCUAACCACUAAGCCACCGUGCGCCCGGAUGUUAAUUAACCUUGUGAAAAUGAAAUCUUGUGUGAAAUGCAUCAACACAUUAAGUUAUUAAGAGUACAAUGGGCUAAAGCACCCUUUCAUUUUGCUCUAUAAAGUACCAAAGCAUUUAAAAUAUUAAAGCCACUCAAAUGAGGAACUAAAUCAACGUCAACGUCAUACAAGUAUAUGAGCUGAAGAUGAAAACAGAGUGACUAAUUUGAACAAAUCCACCGGAUCUAGUGUCACUUGUCUAACUAGAUAAUGGAAAAUACUACCACCGUAUCAGGAAGCUGUGUGUCGCAAACGGAUCUUUUUUAACGACCCAGUUCCUUCUUUCCAAAUAUUCGCCUUAAACGUGACGCAGCUUUAGUCUAAGGAUUAUCAAAAGUAAACAAACAAUAAUAAUAAUAAUAAUAAUUAAUUCAGCAUCAAAGUGUGAAAAUUUUGAUUCAAGUUUGCUGACAAACUCUCAAACAGAGCACUCCAUUUUUGGUGUAGAUGUUGUGAGAUAACUACAUCACUUUUCCGUGACUAAGCCCCACGGCUUUAUAAAGCUCUUCUGCAUCCUGUCCUGCAUCAUAUACGCGUUACGCCCCGAAGGAGCUGGGUCUAAUCAUAAUCUAAUCAGACUUUUGCUGAAAAUAUAAUCCUCAUGAAAUCAACAGCAGGCAUUCAGACGUUAUGUUUCGUCUUGAGUGUAAACCUAUGCACGCUCACGGCUUUUCCAGCUGAUUUGUGCAGAAUGGAGGCGAUACUAAAACGUGUGAAACAUGAGCUCCAGAAAUUACAAUCAGGCUUAGAUAUUCAUGUUAAACACAACGGUGAGUUCAUCCAUCACCUCAUGAUCAGCAAGUCCCUCCCAACCCCCCAGCAGUACAAGUCAGCUGCGUGUGGCCUCAGCUACAUGGAAAAAGCCUUGGAAGAGAUUGAAAAGCACCAGAAACUGAUAGUGAAUAGUGAACAAAUCGAAAACUUAUUUAAAGACGUCAUUAACAGAUUGAAAACGCACCUCCCGGUUUAUGCACAUCACACCUUGGGUAAAUGUGACAAUCCUCCGCAGCUCAGCUGGCCUGAAAGUAUCUUCAAAGCCAAGCAGUGGACCUGGAAUUUCCUGGACUCAUCAGACAAAUUCCUGCAAGAUCUAAUCCACUUGCUGGAAUGUCAUGAAGCAAAUCCGUAACCAGGAUGUUUUUAUUUAUAUUUUGUUAUUUAAUAUUCGUAAUAUUUCUCAAAGUGUAUUUAUAUGGAAAUACUAUUUAUUUGUUUUUAGUAUUUAUUUAACGAAAUUAUUUAACCAUUCUUUGUGCUAUUUUUGUAUCACUAUUUAAAGAUAACUGUUUUAGUAGGCAUGUACAGCAUGUACACGCGGUACAAUUUAAAUAAUUAAGAAACAAACAUCCUAAAAGUCUCCCGCAGUAGUUAAAAAGCACGCUAGUCAGUAAAAUAGACAUUUUCAUUAUUCAGAAUGGAGAAAUUUGUGAAUUUCGCAUUUUCAAAAUUCCAUGCGCUUGCGUGUCGUUUAAUUCAAAUGAAUUCUCAGUAAUGAUUUGUACAUUUUUGAUGCUUUCUUUUUUUCUUUUCUUUUGAAAAUGUCAACUGGUGGGCGCAACAUACUUCCUAAAAUUGACCUUCUAGCGCAGAUUCAAAACCUAGUCAAUCCCCAAUUUGUGUGUAAAUAGAUUUGUUUUUAUUAUUAAAAUUUGAUAUUAAAAAAAAAAUAUCUAUUCAAUUUGCAUUUAUUCACGUUCGUUUUUUGUAAUGCUUUAGGUGACCGUGUUUAGCCACACGGGUCACUGUAUAGAUAAAUAUAUAUUUUAUAAUUCAAUUCUAUGAACGAUUAUGAGUAAAUUUGGGUUCAACUAUAAGCAGCAGUCGUUAGAGAAGCAGGUGCACAGUUUGGGCUUCAAACGGUUUGGGAAUCCCGUGAGACGCCGGUAAUUAAUCAACGUGUCAUAUGAGGAAAUGAAAUGACUUGGCUCUUGUUAAUUUACUAAUUUGGUUGCAGGAUUUGUAGUACAGAUGAUCAUGAUGAUUAAUUGUUCUUAUGUCGAGAGGGAGCGCGGACAGCCAAUGAGAAUAGACUCGUUUGAAAUAUCAGGAUCAUGUAUCAGGUUGGCGAGAAAACUUCAUGAGAUUAACGUCUCACCAGAAACUUCUAACUAAAGGUUCUGGUCUGAUGCAAUGUUAGGUUAGAUUAGAAUCUGAUUGGUCAGAGUUUCUUGAUUCAUUUUGUAUAACAGCAACUCUGACUGGAACUACAACUCCGAGUCGUUCCAGCUGUAAGUGUUGUUAUUUGACAACAAC